AAGGUUGGUAGAUCGCGAACUAUCACAAGAUCAGGUAAAAGAUGCUUGUCCUUGUACUUGGAGAUCUUCACAUCCCACAUCGGCAACACAGUUUGCCUGCAAAGUUCAAGAAGUUGUUGGUACCAGGAAAAAUACAACACAUUCUUUGCACUGGAAAUCUCUGUACAAAAGAUUCAUAUGAUUACCUUAAGACAUUGGCUAGUGAUGUCCAUGUUGUCAGAGGAGACUUUGAUGAGAAUUUAGCGUAUCCUGAACAGAAGGUAGUAAACGUUGGUCAGUUUAGGAUAGGAGUGUGUCAUGGUCAUCAGGUUGUUCCGUGGGGAGACCCUGAGGCCCUUGCUAUGCUUCAGCGUCAGCUUGAUGUUGACAUUCUAAUCUAUGGUCACACACACAAGUUUGCUGCAUAUGAACACGAGGGAAGGUUUUACAUAAACCCUGGCUCGGCAACUGGAGCCUUUAAUCCACUCCAAAGCGACAUUGUACCUUCCUUUGUGUUGAUGGAUAUUCAAGCUGGUACAAUUGUCACUUACGUCUAUCAGCUGAUUAAGGAUGAUGUAAAGGUGGAGAGAAUUGAAUACAAGAAACCUGUAUAAAUUAAUAUUUCUGUCAUUAACAUUUGUAUUCACUUUUUAAGUCUCCAUAAUACUAUAAUGAUGUCAAGUAGUUUUUAACAAGAAGUCAUAGAGAAAGGUAACUUGAAAAGAUUGCAAUUAUAUUCUGUCAUUGCUGUACAAAGAAAUCAAUGGAAAGACCACAGGUGUGUAAGCUACUCUUGUUCACUUUACGGAAUAAAGUUACUUUGAUUUUAUAAUUAUACCAAAUAAUGAUUAACUUAGUUCAUAUGAUCUCAAAAAUGCACACUCUCUUUAGUUUCUUAUAUAAAACCCUUACCUUAAAUAAAGUUUCCUUCCCUUGA
Orbicella faveolata is the source of this 916-nucleotide messenger RNA. RefSeq names its product vacuolar protein sorting-associated protein 29. NCBI's taxonomy places the organism in Eukaryota, Metazoa, Cnidaria, Anthozoa, Scleractinia, Merulinidae. Gene Ontology annotation, biological process: retrograde transport, endosome to Golgi. The record is from RefSeq and is a predicted model, not a curated record. Gene Ontology annotation, cellular component: retromer complex.